Molecule: messenger RNA, 808 nt
Organism: Arabidopsis lyrata subsp. lyrata
Lineage: Eukaryota; Viridiplantae; Streptophyta; Magnoliopsida; Brassicales; Brassicaceae
Exons: 5
Coding region: 64-636 (190 amino acids)
Source: RefSeq, a predicted model, not a curated record
CGUCCUCCCAUUAAUAUUUUUUUCACAAGUAACCACGGCUUGUGUUGUGGGUUAAACACAGAAAUGGCUUCUUUACCGUUUGGAGUUUCGAAUCUAUGCAGAAAUCAGGAGGUUCUGUCCGCGGCUGUACGGCUUCAUCCGGUUGGGCGACAAACCACAGGAUUUAGAGAUGCGAAGAAAGUCUUAUAUAGAUUCGAGGGACAUGGAUUGUCAUCAUCAGUACAAGUGAGAGAGAAACAAAGAAUGAGAUGUAGAGUUAGCUCAAACUCUACUGAAACUGAAGACGAUUCUGCCACAAAGACCAAGACGACGCCGUUUGGUUACACGAGGAAGGAUGUUAUACUGAUAGGAGUGGGAGUGACUGCACUUGGUAUCGGCCUAGAGAGUGGACUUGAGUAUGUGGGAGUAGAUCCGUUGCAAGCAGGGAACGCUGUGCAGCUGAUACUGGUGCUGGGUUUGACUUUGGGUUGGAUUUCGACUUAUAUCUUUAGAGUCGGUAACAAGGAGAUGACUUAUGCCCAGCAACUUCGUGACUACGAGUCUCAAGUCAUGCAGAAACGACUGGAGAGCUUAUCAGAGGCAGAGUUAGAGGCAUUGAUGGCACAGGUUGAUGAAGAGAAGACCAAGGUUGAGUAGGUUCUCUUGCCCAUUGUGUUUCAUCACCUGCAAAAGUUUGUAAAACAAAGAACAGCACAGGCUUUCAUUGUAAAAAUCCAGAAAUAAUUCUGAUUUUCUUUCUUCUUCCUUGCUGUUUGUUGUAUGAAUGAUGCACACUUUAAAAUAUACAAAUUGAAGAACAUUUUGAACA